GGAACCUCGAAGUGAGCCACGCGGUGCGUUCACCUUCCAACGGUGCAUAUAUAAAGACGAGAUUCACUUUCACUCUCGUUUUAGUCGACUGUCGACAAUAUUCGCCGGUGAAGCUGACUAUCUUGUCUUUUUUUACGAAAUCGCGUUUCCCGUAAAACGAUGGCCAUUCUGUUCCUCUUUUGUUGCAUCACAAUGGUCGUAAUAGCUGUCGAAGACGAUGGAUGGGUGUGGAAAAACGGAGAGAGCAGACUCGGGAAGACGAGAUACCAGGUGAAUGAGAAUAUCGAACAUUUCGGUAACGAGAGACCAUUAAUAGGAUUUAAACCACAAAACGUGGGACCUUAUGGUCCUAACAGUAGACCUAUUGUACCGGCAUCGUAUCCUGGCAACAAAGAAGUUCUUGUCGGUCCUGGUGGCCCGACUGGCAUUAUAAAAAGACCUUCCUACACCGGAAAUAUCGACGAUGGCGCAUUGGAAACUGGUUUUGUACCAUCUUGGGUCAAGGACGAUCCUCGAUAUCGAGAAUAUGACACUUGCAGAUGCAGAUAUAGCUUCAACUGUCCCUCCGUAGGAUUGAAAUUUGGUACCUGUGCAAAAGAUAAGAAAUAUUGCUGUUUUAAUAGCAAGAAGUAUCCUACCUUGGUUUCCGGACAAUAUGGUCAAGGAUAUUAUCCUUAUCCGAGCGCUCCUAACAAAUACGGUCCAGCAACCUUUGUACAAUCGCCAAACUAUUAUGGUAAUCGAAGACCGCCAGAGAGUUUCACCGGUGCUAACAGAUAUCCUGGAAAUUAUCAUUUCCCUGGAGGGAAUCUGAAUCUCUAUCCACGACCCCAAGGCAAUCCUUAUGAGCAGAAUUACGACUACAACGAUUUCCAGUUUUAUAGUCGAUCCUUAAAGAAAAAUCAGACCCAGAACGAGAGUGAGGAUGAAAAAGUUUAAGCUCCAUUUACAUACAUGAAUACUAUUUUCUCUUUUUCUUCUGAUCAAUCUUUUAAUAGG
Apis laboriosa (Himalayan honeybee) is the source of this 999-nucleotide messenger RNA. RefSeq lists its product as uncharacterized. NCBI's taxonomy places the organism in Eukaryota, Metazoa, Arthropoda, Insecta, Hymenoptera, Apidae. The transcript has 5 exons. The coding region runs from base 160 to 939 and encodes 259 amino acids. The record is from RefSeq and is a predicted model, not a curated record.